GGGAUUCCCAUAGCGUGUUUCGCAAUGUUCAGAUUUCUCUUUCGAAAGGAAACGGACCCACGACUCUUGCCGUUUAAAGAACUUUUUUUCAUAUAAUUGGAGCAAUUAUAUAUCACAGAAGAAGAUGACAUCUUCGGAAAUCUUGAACUACAUGUUGCCUUCCAUCUCAGUUGUCCAUACAGUACAUCAAUGAUGAUUGUGUUAAAGCCAUCAUGUGAUCACAUAAAUUGACUACUCUACAUUUUUUAUACCAUGUACACUUUAAGGAUUAUCAUCAUCAUUACUUCUUUUAUUGUCCCUCUAAAUUAUGAAUUUUGUUUUUGUGGAUGUUCCCGAGCGGAAUAUGAGAUAUUCAAUCAGUGCUGCCCCAUGUGUGCUGCAGGGAAUCAUGUUCUUUGGCACUGCGCAGAUGAUUCCAGUACAACAUGUGUUCCCUGCCCUGAAUUCACCUUCAUCGAUGCAUCUAACGGUUUUACCAACUGCUUCCCUUGUGCUGUGUGUGAUAUAGGUGUAAAAGUGAAUAAAGUCUGCACCAGAUCUUCAAACACUCUUUGUGGACCACUAGAAGGAUUUUACUGCAUUGACACAAAUAAGGGCAGCUGUACUUUAGCUGUGAAACACUCUACAUGUAGCCCUGGGAAAUACAUCAAACAAGCAGGUACUGCCUCCACAGAUACUGUGUGUGGUGACUGUAUAGGUGAAACAUAUUCAAACGGAUCUUUCUCAUCCUGUUUGGCACACACAAAAUGUGAGGCCCUGGGGCUCAUUGAAACACAUCAAGGAACACAUUCAUCUGAUGCUGAAUGUGGAAACUCAUCUGCUGUGACAGCAAUCAUCACUAGUAGCAUUAUAGGAACUCUAAUAUUAUUUUUAUCACUAAUUGUUUUUGCUCGUUUUUGUAAGAAGAACAAGUCUAGUUCAGGAAGUGGGAACCAGUUUAACAGAUAAAGGGGAAGGAGAAAAUGAUGAACACAACAGCUUGAAGCUGGAAGAAAUUGAAAUGGUUGUAGAUCUGAAUCCACUCACAGACAUUCUGUGAAGCCAGAAGGACAGUGGAUAAAUGAGCAAACAGUAAUUCACUCUAAACAAAACUAAACUUAUGAAUGUAAUGGUGUUAUUGCACACACAUGUUUGUGUGUAUUAUAUUUAAUUAUAUGAAACAUCAUGUUCAACCAAGUGCAAAGAUUAGGGAACAUGAAGACAAAUCAUGGUCUCAAUCAUACAACUGACACUAAUGGUACAACUGACACUAAUUCUGUAUAUCUCUGGCUGAAUACGAAAUCACAUACUGAACGAGUAGGUACUUCAUUUCAGUAGGUACGUACUCAACAGGGCUAAAUGGGUACGUCCUUUUUUUACCUGAAUGGGUAUAGUAAGGCUGAGUCCAAUUUUCGCACUGGACCACUUGACUACUUUCAUGACGUAUUUCCUGUUUUUUGCCUAGUGGGUGCGAAGAUCCCAAAUGAGCAUGUAGUGUUUCUAACCCGAUGGGACACACUUAUGAAGUAAAAACAUGGAACGUUAAUUAAUGUGGUUUUCCUAAGUAUGUGAUAAAAAGCAGUUCCCCUUCAGUCGGUCUCUCGACGUUGUGUUGAGAGACGACUGGGGUUUGAUCUUGAGAACCUAUCAUCUCCGAGAGGAAUUUCUAAACGGCAAUAGGAUUGGCGAAUGGCCUGCCCACGCAAGUCUCCGCCCCGUACAUACGGGUAUAAAAGGAAGAUGGCGGCGGUCAUUCAUUCACCCUUUUUGUUCUUCGGAACUGUUUGCACUAUAUGUGUCAAAUUUAUUUUUUCUUCGAGAGAGUCUUUCUUCUCCUGCCGGCGCGACGUGGAAGCAGCGGAUCCCCUGGUGUGAUGACGGUCUUCCCUUCGACUUCCCGGCAAAUUCCCACAGAGCCUUAUUCUAAAAGAGCAAAUUUCCCAGCUGCUGAGCAUGUCUCGCAGCUGUGUCCUUGGGUGCGGCAGACUCAUUCCCGAGUCAGACGGCCAUGAAACCUGCGUCACAUGUUUGGGCGUCAAGCAUGCUGAAGCAGGUUUCAGUGAUACGACAUGUCCUAUCUGCGAGGACAUGUCUAUCAAGGUGUUGCGGUCACGGCUGGCGACGUUCUUCGGAACUGUUGCCGCCAACCCGCUCGCUUCUCAGGCGAGUUCGGCUGCCGCUUCGGCGAAGUCGACCGCCUCGACGAGCAGCGGGGGUGAUAUGGGAACUGCUAUGGAUGUCGCUUCGCCAGCUCCGGCUCGGCGAACCGCCCAUACCCCAGUUCGCUCACCUGGUGCGUCCCCGAUGGACGGCGGUAGACCGUUCCAUAGCGGGCAGACUCGCAAGAGGGAUGAUGACGAAAUCUCUGUCGAGGCAUCGGACAGCUGCCUACUGGCAUCAGACGGGGACGAUCUCUCCGAGCUCCUGUCCACGGGCGGUAGAGCUCGUGAUGGGACCGACCCGGAGAUGUCGGCCAUGCUUGCCCGGGCAGCCGUGAGCAUCGGGUUGCAGCGCGCUAACCCGCCCUCCCCGAAACGCUCGCGGCUUGAUGAAUGGUACCUGGGUACGGGUCGCGGCCAAAAACCGCGAACCACCCCGGUGCCGUUCUUCCCGGAAGUGCAUGAGGAGCUCACGAGGUCUUGGAAUGCACCUUUCUCGGCGCGUUCUACACUCGUGGGCUCGGCGGCUGUGACUUCCCUGGAUGGCGGGGCGGCCCGAGGCUACGUCGACAUCCCCCAGGUGGAGCGUGCUGUAGCGGUGCACCUCUGCCCGCAGACGGCUGCCACCUGGAGGGGUCGACCUAGACUCCCGUCUAGGGCGUGUAAGCUCUCUUCGACCCUGGUGUCGAAAGCUUACAACGCCGCUGGACAGGCCGCCUCCGCCCUCCACGCCAUGGCGAUUCUCCAGGUCUUUCAGGCUAAAGUCCUGAAGGAUUUGGAUGAAGGGAAGCCCGACCCCACUCGCAUGAGUGAGUUGCGUACUGCCACGACCUCGCGCUGCGAGCGACGAAGGCCACGGCAGGCGCAUUAGGUCGGUCGAUGUCCUCUAUGGUGGCCCAAGAGAGGCAUCUGUGGUUGAACCUUGCGCAGAUGGGUGAGGCACAGAAGGCCCGCUUUCUGGAUGCCCCCAUCUCGCAACCAGGGCUGUUCGGUGACACCAUGGAGAACGUGGCACAGCAGUUCUCCGCGGUACAGAAGCAGACGGAGGCGAUUCAACAGAUUUUGCCCCGCCGCGGCAUGACCACCCAUCGGUCGUCACGUCCCCGAGCGCAGCCUGCUUCCCAACAGCCCCGCCCCUCUGCUGUGGCCCCUCCGGUUCCGGAUCCUGAACAGGUACCUGCACAAGCUACCGUUCCGGAUGCUGACUCAGAAGCGCAUCUUGGAGUCAGUUCGACACCAAGAUUGGUUCGUGGCAAUCGACCUGAAGGACGCGUACUUUCACGUCUCCAUUCUUCCUCGACACCGACCGUUUCUACGGUUCGCGUUCGAGGGGAAGGCGUAUCAGUACAGGGUCCUGCCCUUCGGUCUGGCCCUGUCUCCGCGGGUUUUUUCGAAACUCGCCCAGGCCGCCCUAGCUCCCCUCAGGGAACAGGGCGUGCGUAUACUCAACUAUCUCGACGACUGGCUUAUUUUGGCACACUCGCGAGAUGUGUUGAGUACGCAAAGGGAUCUUGUGCUCGGGCACCUAGACCGUUUGGGCCUCCAGGUCAACCGAGAGAAGAGCAAGCUCUCCCCAGCGCAGAGCAUCUCGUAUCUCGGGAUGGAACUAGACUCUGUCCACAUGUCGGCGCAGCUCACUACCGAGCGUGCACAGUCGGUGCUACGCUGCCUGACACAGGUCAGGCAGGCCACAGCGGUCCCACUGAAACUAUUUCAGAGGCUCCUGGGGCACAUGGCAUCCUCAGCCGGGGUAAUCCCGCUUGGGUUGAUGCA
This is a messenger RNA of Triplophysa dalaica, 3911 nucleotides long. RefSeq names its product tumor necrosis factor receptor superfamily member 14-like. The record is from RefSeq and is a predicted model, not a curated record. Lineage: Eukaryota; Metazoa; Chordata; Actinopteri; Cypriniformes; Nemacheilidae. Bases 253 to 948 code for a protein of 231 amino acids. Gene Ontology annotation, biological process: positive regulation of T cell migration; defense response to Gram-negative bacterium; positive regulation of cytokine production involved in immune response. Gene Ontology annotation, cellular component: external side of plasma membrane. The transcript is spliced from 8 exons. Gene Ontology annotation, molecular function: protein binding.